Ananas comosus (pineapple) is the source of this 529-nucleotide messenger RNA. Its product is annotated as heavy metal-associated isoprenylated plant protein 25-like. The coding region runs from base 89 to 391 and encodes 100 amino acids. Gene Ontology annotation, molecular function: metal ion binding. The record is from RefSeq and is a predicted model, not a curated record. The transcript is spliced from 3 exons. NCBI's taxonomy places the organism in Eukaryota, Viridiplantae, Streptophyta, Magnoliopsida, Poales, Bromeliaceae.
GGAAGGGAUCAAGCCAACUUUUCACACUAAAAUUCCCUUUGUGCAUUAACAAAGUUCCUCCCUUUAAGCUCAAUAUGUUCCUUCUUUCAUGCAACUAACUAAAGCUUUGCUUCUCCAUUUGAAGUGCUUCUUCAUGACAGAUAAGUUCUAUUGCAUGACUAUGAGGAUGAAGAUUGAUUGCAAUGGUUGUUAUAAAAAGAUUAGAAGAGCUCUUCUACAAAUGCAAGAGUUGGAUAGCCACUUUAUAGAUAAGCAACAGGGUAAAGUAUGUGUUAAUGGGCAAUUUAUUCCACAAGAUGUUGCAAUUAAGAUUGGGAAGAGGACUAAUAGAAGGGUUGAGAUAUUGGAGAUCAAGGAAGUAGAUGUUGACAACCAAGGUAGACCCCUUUGAUUAAACCUCAUGUAUAAGAUAUGUGAUUUGUGUUCUAUUUCUAGUUCACAAUGAAUAAACAAAGGAGUAUUUUAGUUUCAGAUUGUUUGAAUAUUUUCUUAAAUUCCACAUCUGAAUACUGCAACGGAUUUUCCAGAA